Gongylonema pulchrum is the source of this 618-nucleotide messenger RNA. Lineage: Eukaryota; Metazoa; Nematoda; Chromadorea; Rhabditida; Gongylonematidae. The record is from the annotation of a GenBank genome assembly.
AUGACCGCCGAGGAGCAAGAAAUUCUUGAUUUUCGGACGGAGGUGCGGCCACCGGCGAAAAUACGUGCCGAAUUGGAGAUGCUGAAAAAGGACAAUAAGGAAUAUCGGCAGAUGAUCCUGGCAAUCCAAAAUGAAGUUUACGGUGCUCGUCUUGCUGCCAAAUAUUUGGAUAAGGAACUCGCUGGAAGGAUUCAGCAAAUCCAACUACUUGGUCGAGAUAUGCGAGGCGCCGAGCACGAUCGGCUGUGGAAUCAGCUGGAAGCCGAGAUUCACCUCCAUCGCCACAAGACUGUCAUUCGCGCCUGUAGAGGGCGAGGUAAUCAGAAGCAUUUACCAUCACCACCACACCACGAUUACAGAAGUCUGAGGAAACACAAAGGUGUGGGACAUAUCCGCGCUGUUAAACUCGUCAAGGAAACUCAUGAAGGCCUCGGCAUUUCGAUUACGGGUGGAAAGGAGCACGGUGUGCCGAUCCUGAUUUCCGAGAUCCACCCCAGCCAGCCAGCCGAACGCUGUGGCCAACUGUACGUCGGUGAUGCCAUCCUCUCCGUUAAUGGGAUCGACUUGCGUACCGCAAAGCACAACGAGGCUGUACAGAUACUUUCCGAACAGGUUUGA